Messenger RNA from Labrus mixtus (cuckoo wrasse), 5325 nucleotides. It is a transcript of the gene prr36b, whose product is annotated as proline rich 36b. Bases 394 to 4215 code for a protein of 1273 amino acids. The record is from RefSeq and is a predicted model, not a curated record. Lineage: Eukaryota; Metazoa; Chordata; Actinopteri; Labriformes; Labridae. The transcript is spliced from 5 exons.
GCGUCAUUCUCCUCCUUUCUUCCUCUCAGUGAACGCGCAUCACUUCUUGAGAGACGCGGCGCUCGAGACUCAGAAGUUUCUCGUCCGUUGGCUCGGCUCGGCUCGGCUCGGUUUCUUCGGCACUCUUUCCCGUUUUUUCAUCCCGGUUUCAUUUUUAUCUACACUUCCCUUUUUUUGUUCCCCCCCUCCUCCUCCUCCAGACUCGAGGAUUCAGUCGGGGGGUGUACCGCUAACACAGGGCGUAGCUGGAGAGGAUUCUGUUAGCACGCUGCCGCUUCACAGACUGACCAGACCUACCUGUCUCCAGAGAUCCUGUAGACCUGUGGCCAUCCUGUGAGAUUUAAGUAAACCAGCCCUGCCCCGCAGAGACGGACCACUACCACUCAAGGGGAGAUGAAGCCGGAUGGGGUUACCACGGCAGCGCUGGAGCCAAUGGAAACAUUGGAAUCCAAUCCAAUGAAUGAGGCAGCACCUGCCGCGGGACAGGAACCCAACCAGGCAGCCAGUCCAGUAGAGGGGGGCGGGCCACAGCAGCCUGCUGAAGAGACAGGCCAGGUGGAACCACAGCCAGACAAGGCCAAGGACACCCCGGCUGCCAAGACCAGCAACAAGACUGCAGGAGACCCAAAAGCUAAAACUGCCAACAAGACCACGCCCAAGGCAAAACCUGGUACCAACAACCCAGCCAAGACCACUCCUGGCUCACGGACCAACACACCACAGAGCCGCCUGUCAAAUGGCGUGUCCAAACCUCAGACCAAUGGAGUGCCAAAGAAGACUCCACCUGCAGCAGUCAAAAAGACCACCCCCACUCCCAUAAAAAAACCAACAAGUACAACCACAGCUCCAGCACCUAAGAGCAAAGUGGGUGAGAAGAAAGCCACGGGGGAAGCCCCAGCCACCAAUGGUGCAAAGCCGAUGACCGGAACAACAGCAGCAAAGAGGACACCAUCCACGACCGCUAAUGGUGUCAAAACCGGCAGCACCCAGGCUGCUGCCAAGAAGCCUCCAGCUCCCAAGCUGGCCGCUACAGCUUCCACCAAGCCAAGCUCUUCGGCUUCACCCAAGCCCCCUGUUUCCAAGACAACCAGGCCUGCAGCUGGCUCGUCAGCAUCACCUCGCCCUGCCACAGGCUCAAGCCGCCCACCAACGACCAGUACGAUUAGGAGCUCCGUCUCUACACCCAAACCUGCCGCCCCUAAAACCUCCGCCACUGCUGCGAAGCCUGCUGCCUCCAAAUCAACCUCCACUACCCCCUCUGGUGGCAAACCUCCAGCAUCACUAACAUCUAGAAACACAACUCCCGUCAAAAGAGAUGUCACCAAAUCAGCCGCUUCAGGGGCCAAAAAGCCUGCAGAGUCCCCCCUAUCUCGCCCAUCCCCGGCAUCAAAGUCGGCUAAACCGGAGACUCCCAAAUCGGCAUCGAAAUCAGACGCCGCUGCCAAAAAGCCUACUGCUAGUAAGGCUGCAGACACAAAGACACCAAACCGCCUCAAGACACAAGACGGCAAGCCCACACCAUCCAAGGACGCUUCUAAGACCCCCGCCUCCAAAACCAAGACCUCCAGUCCCAAGAAAACUGUGGGCAGCAGCACUCCAACUCCUGUCAAACGUGGCCCUAAAGCUGCAACCGCAGAAUCAGGAAAAGAAGCUGCCGCUGCUGUCGCUGCUGCUGCAGCUAUUGCUACAGCAGCAGCUGUCAUCGCCAGCCCAGGGGAACCAGAACCUACUGCAGAAGUACCUCUGAAGCAGUCUGCUGAAGAAGCUCCAGAGAUGAUGUUCUGCCAGACCGAAGAAAAAACCAUCAAACCACUCAUUGCACCAGAGUCAGAAACAGUGCAACCAGAACCUAUACAAGAACCGACACCAAUACGUGAACCAACACCAGAACCAGAGAGAGAGAUAUCCCCUCUAGAAUCUCUGUCUCAGCUGUCAGAUGUGGAGGAUAAACUGGUCCCUGAACAAGCCCCUGACAUUCAGCUGCCAGCCCAGAUGGACUUUAAAUUUGAGGACAGUGUCAACAACUCAGUUCAAUCCCUGGGAACUACUGUCAUGUCUCCUCCCUGUUCUCCACCAGGCCCCGUUUCUCCUGUUAGAGAGCCACAGGAUGCCUCCUCUCUGCUGGACAUGCACAUCCAGUCUGAUCCCUGGGACAAGAGCCCAUCCCACGCUGCAGCUGACUUUGCUCCCCAGAGUCUGGUCAAUGUGAUGGAUUUCCAAACAGAAGAGGAACACGAGAGUAGCGAGGACGAGGACAAAGAAGAGAAGGACGACCUGUUGAUGCCCGCCUCCUACACAGCUCCUCCUGCAGAUGCUUUCAGUAUGUUAGCGCAGCCGCAGUCUUUAAGCGCCCCCCUCAUGGACGAUUUCACGUCCAGGGACCUGAUCUCCCCUCAUGAAAAGGAGGAGGCAGUGGAGAAGGCUGAUGAGGAGAUAAAUGAGGACGAUGACGAGGAGGAGGAGGAUGAAGAUGAGGAGCAGAGGAGACUGGGGCAUCAGCCUUCAUCCAUGAUCACUGAGAUGAGCACGUCUCAGCCCUCCGAGGAGUUCCAGGUCCGGUCUUCAGCGUUCGGUGGUUCUGCCGGUUGGCACGGCGACGACCUGCUGUCCGGGAUGGACUCGGAAGACGUGAGCAGCUGCACCAGCAGCCGGCAGCAUGAGAUGUCUGACCUCAGCAGCACCCAGCACACCGCCAUACUGGAGGGCACCCAGAGCUCAGACGCCCUGGUCGACUCGAGCCUCCGCGGCUCAGAGGGAGACGGCAACCUCAUGGGAUCUCCCAACGUGGAAACCCUGGCAAAUGAAGAGGAGGAAGACGAGGACGAGGAGGACGAGAGGGUGGAUGAUAUGGACUUGAGUUCAGAGCGAGUCGAGGAGCAACAGAAAGUGUUUCAGCAGCGGGAUCAGGAAGACGAGGAGGAUGACGAUGUGGAGAUGCACAGUGAGGGGGUGACGGAGAGCUGUGGGAAUGUAGAUGAAGAUGACUUUAAUGAGGAGGAGCGUUUAGACAACCUUAAUCGAUCUGGUCCUCCACCCUGUGUCCCCCCCACCUCCUCCUGGGGACAGACCAACCCUUUCGCUGACACCUGGGCUCAACCAGCCUCUCUGCUGGCUGUGUCCUCCCCCAGCCCAAUUUCUGACCCCGGAGCAGCUGAAUCAGAAACUCCCACCCUGUCUCCUGCUCAGAAAUGUUUGGACAGCAGCGCCCCUUCCUUUGCUCUUCAAACCGAUGAUGAGGUGAAGAGCUCAGAGCCGGAGGAGGAUCAUGUCCUGUUCGAUGCUCCGGCCGUAGGUGUGUCCCAGCCAGGUGCUCUGAGUGGCCCAGCUGCUGCUGCCCACAGCGGCAGUGAGACAAGUACUCCAGAGGAUCUCAGGGACUAUGACAGCAGUUCUGGGGUGGAGUCUCGCUCUGACAAACAGCAGACCCCAGUGCCCGCUCCAGUCCAGCCUGACAUGGAGCAGGACCUUGGUAUUCACCUGGAGAAAGGGGACGGAGAAGAGGAGGAGGCUGAGACACUCCCUGCUGAUGAAGUCCUUGGAACAGGACCUCCGACUGCUCCAGCAUCCGCCCCGUCCUCCCCCUCCACCUCAGGAGACGAGGCCAGCGACACAGAGGGUGAAAUGCAAAUAAAUGAGCCGGACGCACCGGCCAUGAUGGAUGAAAGUGCCGGAUUUGAGAGCCCACCUCCCGCUCGCAGUCUACCUGCUCUCGACGAGGACGAGGAAUCAGCAGACACGGCCGUUGUAGAGGGUGAAGAGGACGGAGGUGGGACCACCCCUCAGUCCGCCAACUCUGUGGCAUCUUACGGCUUCGACUGCACCACAUCCAACUCAAACGCUCACUCGAUGGCUGAGAGCUGCGGGAAGAGUCCGGGGAUCUUCUCCCUGGAGAACGAGGAGCAGCUGCCCGAGGAGGCCAAAGACCCCUCCCUCAUCAAGGAGCUGACCCUGCCAUCAGCUGCUGCUGCUGCCCAGGCAGAGGACCUGCUGGGCAGACCUGUGGACCUGAUGCCUUUUGGCCAUCCGCCCAGUCUCGAUGAGCACCACUACAUGUUCGGGGGAAAGAUUGCAGUAGACCACCUGGAGGAGGUCGAUCCGUUGGAGCCCAGUCGUCACCUUGAGGAAGACGAAUCUGCAGACCCCGGCGACAGCCAGCCUCCGUACUACUCUACCAUAUGUGAUAAGACUGAUAGUUUUCUGGCAGGUAAUGUAUAAGUCCCUCCUAUUACCCCUGGAAUGCACCUUUUCCCCGCAACCCCUCCCCCUUUACCUGUUAUUUGUUUUCUCUCCAGUUGGGUUAGAUGGCUUAGAGAAAAAAAAAGGAGAGCAAGAUUGUCGGAAAAGAUUUUAAAAAAUGAACAAAUGAGAUGGAAAAAAUGACUGUAGCAAUUUUUAAUUGAAGCCUCCCUCUUUCAUACUGUUCUGAGUCGUGGUUACGAGUAUAUGGCUUAAACUCCUUUAUGUACAAUAGUUACUACCAUUUUCUAGUAGAAUGUUCUUUUUAAGUAACACUGCAUAUCCUGUAGCCCCUGAUGGGGUAAUGACUGAUUGGUCCGAUGUGACUGAGCUUUUAAACCAAGAAAAAAAAAAAAAAAAACACACCGAUGGAUUGAAAUGGACUCAUUGUGUAUUUAUCCUACUGUUUUUACCGAACAAAUGUCAAUAAUUUUUUUUUUUGUAUUUGCUUAUUUGUUGUUUUUUUGUUUUUGUUUUUCUGUUGAAACCUGGUCCUCCCUACCCUGUGUACACAAGCUUCAUGUUCAGCAGCACCAUAGCGAUAGUCAAAUGCUCUUUUUUGAAGUUUGUGUUCUUGUUUCAAGACUUUUAGCUAUCAAAAUAAAGGCUAGAUAUUAACACGGCUUUUGGGCCCUGGCAGAUUUGUGGAGGUAGUUAAUGGGAGAAUUAGAUUGCAGUUGGUGAAGUUUUUAAUGUGUGCUUCAAGAGGUUCUUCGCUCUUUGCAUAAGUUGUUCAGGUAUAUAACGUGCAGUCAAGUACAGUAUGUGUUUCAGGCAUUUGGUUUUUAAGUGGCUAAGCUUCAAGCCUCAGUUAGCUGAUCAUCUGUGUUCAAGAACAGACUUAAAAGUAGCCUUUUAUUUGUGAUGACACCCUGCGAUUCCCUCGACACUAUCAGAGCUUUACACUCACUGAAACCUUUUCCUAGUGGGUGUCUGCUUUACUAUUUCAACAGUAUAUUGCAUGUUUAACUAACAUUAAGACUGUGUACUAUCUUGAAUUUGAAACAAUUCUACACUAGACGUGUUCAUAAAUGAAUGGUUCACACUAGGUUAUCUUUCAAAAUUCCAUUAAAACAUCAUUGCAAGGCA